AUGGCGAAAAUUUACAAAGACUCAAGGGUCGACCUUCGGCCCUACUCGCCGACUACGGUCGCCAACAUCCAGAUUCCGACUCAAGAGACCGCGAUCCGUCGUCCACGCUUUUCGAUCUCAUCCUCCGACCAGGAACUCCCAAUCGCCAAAGAUGAAGAUGAAUUCGCCAGACGUCACCUUGCGACACAGGGUGAGAUCUACUUUCGGAAGCGCAGGGUCUAUCCGAGGACAUUCUUAUGGAGGGUCAUCAACGACAACAAAGUGCUAGAGAUCCAGUGCGCGGACCUGACGAAGGGUGGGAUGGAAGUUUACGAAUACAAUGUGACCUUGCGACUGGAUUUCCAGGAGCAGAUUCUCCCGUUUGGAGUUGAAUUGUCCGACUCCGAGGAUCACGAACUCAUCAAUGUCUUUGUGAUCACCGCCUCCAAGCACCUUCACACCCUGUCUCUACGCCCUGAAUUCUUCCGCAGGACCUCCUCAAUCGAUGAAAAUGUGAGGGAUUGGUGCAAGACCUGCCUCCCGGCUCCUUUGGCUUUUUCGAACCCCCACCGACUACACGCGAGCAGUCCCCUGGAGUUGUUCAUCUCUCUCGACAAUGGCGCGCUCCUGCGGCUGACCCGGAGAGCGGGUGACGAUGGUUCCCACUGGUCUCCUCUCACUUUCGACGAACGAACAUGGGGCUCUUCGAUUCGAGGCCUCGUCAAAUGGAACGCACCCUCCUCGAUCAAGCACGACGGACGCAACCUCGAUUUGAAUGUCGCAAAUGCCAUUGCCACUACCUCCGAUGAGACGUACGUUUUCGCCAUUUGUUUGAACCACACUCUUAAGAUUUGGAAUCUCGCGACGAACAAGCUGGCGGCCACAAAGGAUCUCCUGGGACGCUCGCUUCAGGAUCCGGAUCUUGUACCUUACACGCUCAACCCCGCCGAGACAUCGUUCAUGCGCGUCUUCAACGCUGAGCGAGCUAUGGAUGGUGGGCAUCGCUUCUAUGUCGUCACAUAUUCGCCAUUUGAGGACGGCAAGUUCAAGUUUUGGGCUGUCAAGGGUGGCCUGACAUCGGAACUCAUUAUUGAGGAACUCUUCGCAGACGAUGUCUUCCGACCUGUGGACCCGGAUGCUACGGGUAACAUGUUCUGGAACAUCGCUGAUUUCCAGGUCAAAUCCCGGGAAGAAGGCAAGGGAAUGGAGUUGUGGGUGCUCUGGAGAAACCACGGUCUUUACCAGCUCUACACCCUCCAUUUCAAUCUCCAAACUCUAGUCACGGAUUGGGCCUCCAACUGGGUCUCGACAACAUUCGAAACCCAUCGACAAGAACUGCCUCCACCUUUGGUCGUGGAUGAUGUGGUGGACCCCACUGAAAAGUGGCUACAGUAUCUCCUGCAGCCGAAUAGAUAUCUGCCAGAAGUUCUUGAGACUGCUCUGGCCGUUUACCAGGAGGCCAUCAAGCCACUCUCGUCGACUUCGUCUGGAGGGCUGAAAAAGAGUUUGCCUUUGGCGGAACAACUUUGCUCUACAAUAGCAGCGGCAGUCUCUCUCCGCAAAUUUGCUGAUGAGGAGAUGGACUACUCCCGGUAUACUUCAGAUACAGAUUCAAAGUGGCGUCAGUUCUGGCAAGUUGCGGAAGACCUUAACAAACGCCGGUUCGAACCAAUUUCUCUCGCCUACGACUCAUUCACCGAUAUGCCGUGGCUCCUUCUGUCAGACUCCUGCGCUGUGGUGCGGGAAUGCAGUAUUACUGAAUUGUUCUUGCACAACUCAAGCUCCGAACUUAGCGAUGGAGUGCCAAAGAUGGUGGACCGCUGGAGACAUCGCAAUGUUUCAAGAGAGCUGGGCCCGAAUUUCGAAACAGCCUCUGGAUUGUUGAAAGUCGCAUCCGAUUUCCGGAAAAGAUUCUCCCCAGAGCUUGAGGGAGCGUGCCGAGCCGCCCUCCAGGCCGAAAUAUUUUCUGAGCCUUCUUCGUCGAUCCUGGACCGCAUGGAGAACUUCCGAGAGCGCUCUGAUUUUGCCAAUCAAAUUUCCAACAAAUCCUUUGACACCCUAGACGCGGCCUUGAGUGAACACAUGAGAACCGAUUGCCUGUCCAUGGAUGCUUUCCUUGCCAUUAUCCAGACCGCCUCCCUUCACUUCUGCGGAGAAGACUCGGAACUUGCUUCAACUUGUUUUGGUGCCCGAGUUCUUGUCAGUGGUGCACAGGAAACUAUUUCUAUCUCUCGUCAAAUCUUUUUCGAUCUCCUCAUCCUGGUUACAUUCGUGGAUGGUGAAUGGGAACAAACAAGCAAGUCUGACUUCGAUGCGUCCGACCUUUUCUCGAUGCUUGUUGAUCUCCUGCGGGAAUAUGAGAUGAUGGCCUGGCUCAGCUCGAAUGUCCGCAAAUGCCCCGAUAGCGCAAGCAAAUCCCGUGUCGACCCAAUGCAGAGAUAUCCACUGAAAGACAGCUCGAAGACCAGCAGCCAACGAACUGCAAGCAUUCUGGAGGAUCUGUUCGUUACCGACAUCAAGCCCCAGCAAGCGAUUGACUCCCCACAAAGCUAUACCUUGACACUGGGGAUCCGAGAUGUUGUGGCCUGGAUUACCCGCGAAGGUGAGGUGAACUAUCAAAACGCAGUGGCCCACAUCCAGUGUGACCUGAUCGCCAAGAACAACAUUGAUCUUGCAUGGGACUUCCUUCGUUUCCAGGCAAGCACUUCCUGGUCAACGUAUGUCAAGGGUCGCUUGCAUGUGGCUAUGUCGGAAUUUGAUACUGCAGCAAUCUACUUCCGGAAGGCAGCUUACCUGCUCUCUUGCGGCAAGCCAAUGGGCAAUCUUUCCGACAUGUCGGCAGAGCUUUUAGACCUCCUUGAUGUUGACUGCUUCCACAACGGUCUCGCGAAAUACUACCAGCACAUCCUUUCAAUUUUCGAAAAAGUGCGCUCAUACUCCCAUGUCGCGGACUUUGCCAGCCUGGCGCUGCAAGCCCUUGACUCCGAAGUUUGGGCUGAGCAAGACUCCGAAUACCCGACCGUACGCGACGAUCUGUUGUCUCGUUUGUUUACUGGAGCCCUCAAGACUUGCCAGUUUGACCAGGCAUACUCCGCUCUGGCUAGGUUGCAGGAUCUUAAAUUACAAAGAACCGAGCUUUCCGAACUCAUCUCCACCAUCCUGGCAGUAUCCGGGCCCGGCACUGCUGGACUUAAGCAGAUUCUCCGUUUCCCCACCUCACUCGUGCCCAACAUCGCAUCUUUCAUCGACGAGAUCCUCGUUCACCUGACCCGCAAACAGACCACCAAUGUAUCCUGGUUAGAUGCAGACAACAAAAUUUUCCCCGCCACCCCCGACUACACCCGCAUUCUCCAGGCCUAUCGCAUUGCCCGCAGUGACUACCGUGGCGCCGCGGAAAUCGCCUACCGCAAUGUCCAGCGCCUCCGCAAAGCACGAGAUGCCCCGUCAUCGGCCCUCACUCUCAAGGGCAGGGAAGCUGACGAUGCAGCCCGCUCGCCAGUUGAGGAAGACGAUGCUGAAAGCAAGGAAAUUCGCCACGAGUUGUUGUCACUAAUCAACCUUCUCGCUUGUGUCGACAAAAGUGAAGCAUACAUCCUCGUUGAGAACGGACCUCCAAUCAGCGCCGCUCCCGUUUCUCCCCAUGAAAGACGCCCAAGCACACAAGCCGAUGAAGACGGAAAUGUCUCCAUGGAGGACGUCGACGCCGCCUCCCCCACACCACUCGGAGGCAAGCGCCGACCAUCCAAUGCCGUGGCUUUCGCACCCACCCACGGCAGAGGAAGCAGCAAAUCUUCCGCCAUCGAACGGCGUAACAGCAUUGUGUCCUUCGAAGUCCCUGCGACCAACCACUUGCUUAAGCGUCGUAUUAUCGUCACGCUCGAGCAUUUGCGUCGUGAAUUCCAGUCUGAGCUCGACCGCGUCAGUCGGAUUGAGCGUGGAGACUGGGAAUUUGGUCUUGAUGAAGAGAAGGAUGUGGAUAAUGAUGAAACGAUGGUUCUGUAG
This is a messenger RNA of Penicillium expansum, 3981 nucleotides long. Its product is annotated as nucleoporin Nup120/160. The coding region runs from base 1 to 3981 and encodes 1326 amino acids. Gene Ontology annotation, molecular function: structural constituent of nuclear pore. Gene Ontology annotation, cellular component: nuclear pore. The transcript has 3 exons. The record is from RefSeq and is a predicted model, not a curated record. NCBI's taxonomy places the organism in Eukaryota, Fungi, Ascomycota, Eurotiomycetes, Eurotiales, Aspergillaceae.